GACCCCCAAGGAUGCCGUUCCUUAAAAAAGCUCGACUCAGCCUGCCUCGCUCAACAGUAAUAGACAAAGCAGCAAAGAAAUCCGGACUGCGUGGAACGAUCUUUUCAGUCAAUGGAGAUAACUACACCGGAGAGUGGUUGGACAAUAAAAAACAUGGUUGGGGAACCCAAGAGUGGAAAUCAUCUGGUGCCAUUUACAAUGGCGAGUGGAAAUAUGGCAAACACGAUGGCUACGGUAUUUUUAGCGUACUACUGCCAGAUACCAAGCAGUAUACCAUGCAGUACUGUGGAGAGUGGAAAAAUGGAAUGAAACACGGACAUGGCUCCUUUUUUGAUGUGCAUGCAACGUACGAGGGAGAGUGGAGUGAGGAUAAUCGCAGUGGUUGGGGGCGACUCACCUUUAAAUGUGGUGAUCUCUACGAGGGGGAGUGGCUAUGGGAUAAGGAAGAUGGAGCGGGUGUUAUUCAAUUUGACAAUGGGAACUGGUACGAAGGAUCUUGGAAGGGCGGUAAGAAGAACGGUCAUGGGAAGUUCUACUAUGCUGACAAAGGUCUCAUUUAUGAAGGCCUUUGGGUAGAUGGUGAUGCAAAAUGUGGGACUCUGUCUGAUUUUGGGAGGGAAACAGCACCAUUCCCCACCAAGUAUCCAAUUCCACGGGUAACACUAGUGGACAUGAAAAGGGUGUUAACAGAAGCCGAGUCAGCAUACGUGGAUGAAAGUUGAUGGGGGAACAUGAGGAAAGUUCUUUUUGUGUGAAUUCAGAAACAUUUUGUAUUCAUUUGAGUUCAUGGACAAAUGUAUUAAGACAGAUGGCCAUUGCACCAACAAGAACCCAAAAAUGAGAAGAAUGGAUUAUUUGGAAUGACUUUCUGCCGUGCAGCAGAUUUUGAGCCCAUGUAGGAGAAAGACUUUGGGGUUAAAGUCACUGCCCUCGUUGGUAGUUCUUAGAGGUCCAUCCCAAACUAGAAAUUUGUCCUGAUGAAAACGAGCUCCCAGAGCGAGCCAGGGAAAUCUGGAAACCUCACUGGAGCCCAUCAAUGAAAGUUGGGAUUCCACUGAUGGUUCGAAGAGUCAAAGCGUUACUCAAGAGGAAUAUUUGUGAAUGGAAGUUUGAUAAUCCUCCAUGGUGACCAAAAUAAAUGUCAGCUCUUGGAAAA
Messenger RNA from Syngnathus acus (greater pipefish), 1156 nucleotides. RefSeq names its product MORN repeat-containing protein 3-like. The transcript has 5 exons. The record is from RefSeq and is a predicted model, not a curated record. The coding region runs from base 12 to 722 and encodes 236 amino acids. NCBI's taxonomy places the organism in Eukaryota, Metazoa, Chordata, Actinopteri, Syngnathiformes, Syngnathidae.